Pteronotus mesoamericanus is the source of this 225-nucleotide messenger RNA. RefSeq names its product G protein subunit gamma transducin 1 (gene GNGT1). NCBI's taxonomy places the organism in Eukaryota, Metazoa, Chordata, Mammalia, Chiroptera, Mormoopidae. The record is from RefSeq and is a predicted model, not a curated record. Gene Ontology annotation, biological process: G protein-coupled receptor signaling pathway. Gene Ontology annotation, cellular component: heterotrimeric G-protein complex. The coding region runs from base 1 to 225 and encodes 74 amino acids. Gene Ontology annotation, molecular function: G-protein beta-subunit binding. The transcript is spliced from 2 exons.
AUGCCCGUGAUCAAUAUUGAGGAUCUGACAGAGAAGGACAAAUUGAAGAUGGAAGUUGAUCAGCUCAAGAAAGAAGUGACACUGGAAAGAAUGCUGGUAUCGAAAUGUUGCGAAGAAGUAAGGGAUUACGUUGAAGAAAGAUCUGGGGAGGAUCCACUAGUAAAGGGUAUCCCGGAGGACAAAAAUCCCUUCAAGGAGUUGAAAGGAGGCUGUGUGAUUUCUUAA